Populus euphratica (Euphrates poplar) is the source of this 2004-nucleotide messenger RNA. RefSeq lists its product as uncharacterized. The transcript is spliced from 8 exons. The coding region runs from base 73 to 1653 and encodes 526 amino acids. NCBI's taxonomy places the organism in Eukaryota, Viridiplantae, Streptophyta, Magnoliopsida, Malpighiales, Salicaceae. The record is from RefSeq and is a predicted model, not a curated record.
ACAACAAUUUCAUUUCCUACCAUCACUUCGUCGCUCCCGCUCCUCCCCCCCCCCCCUCGAAACACAAAGGAAAUGCCGGCUCUCGCCAAACCACUCUUCUCUCCACCACCACCCCUCCACCCCGACAAUUCCGACGACGAGCGCCGCCUUCUCGAGGCCGAGGAACGCCUCCGUGAGGCAAUAGAAGAACUCCAAAGUAGAAACGCCGUGCGUGGUCCUUAUCCUCCUUGCGAUCACGGGCCUGAUGAAUCCUGUGCCGCUUAUGCCAUUGGUAAUCUCUGUCAAACCUUCCUUCUCACUUACGGUGUUCGUGUCGGUAUCGGCAUUUUUCUUCGUGCUUUUAAGCUCGCUAAAGGAAAGUCUUACUCUUCUCUUCUCGACCUCAAGCGACUUGUUUCGGAGAAGGAUUUAAUAGUGAGAGAGGAGUCAUGUCGCAUUGGGUUACUUUUUGGUGGAUUUACUGGAUCAUAUCAUGCACUGAGAUGUUUUUUGAGGAAGUUUAGAAGGAAAGAGACGCCAUUCAAUGCGGGAUUAUUGAGCAGAAUUUUAGCAGGUUCGGUUGCAGGGUUGUCUGUUUUAGCAUUAGAUGACUCAAACAGGAGGCGUACUCUUGCUCUUUAUCUUUUGGCCAGGGUAGCUCAGUGUGCUUAUAAUUCUGCGAAAUCAAAAAACAAGUUUCACUUUUGGGGAAGCCGUUGGAGACACGGAGAUUCUUUGCUCUUUUCAAUCUCUUGUGCCCAGGUUAUGUAUGCCUUUAUAAUGCAUCCUGAGAGCUUGCCAAAAGCAUAUCAGGACUUCAUUCAGAAGACUGGACCAGUUGCAGCUCCUGUAUACAAGUCUAUAAGAGAGUGCUGUAGAUGUGGCCCAGUGGAUCUUGCUUCAUUAUCAGCUUUUUUAUCUCGCAGAGGAAAACCUGACUCUGUGAAGUUGGAAGAAUUUCCUUCAAUUAUUCCGUGUUCUGUUAUUCAUCCAGACACACAUUCAUGUUUAGCUCAGAAUGCUAAUGCAGCAUCAGCUACGUUCAGGAAAACAUUUCCACUUUACUUCUCAUUUACUUUUGUACCUUAUGUUGUUCUCCACCUGCAGAAGUUCAUGGAUGCGCCUGCACAUACAUGUUGGUUUGCUCUUAGAGAUGCUGUCCACUCAACGGCAUUCUUGUCUGCAUUUGUUGGAAUUUUUCAGUGGGUGAUAUGCCUUCAUCGAAAAGUAGCAACAAGGGACCACAAGCUUGUAUAUUGGAUUGCAGGUGGAAUAUCUGCCCUUUCUGUACUACUGGAGAAAAAAUCUAGACGUGCUGAACUUGCCUUGUAUGUUCUUCCACGGGCUGGAGAUUCACUGUGGUAUAUUUUAGUGAACCGCCACCUGCUUCCAAAUAUGAGGAAUGCUGAGGUGGCCUUAUUUUGUGCAUGUAUGGGAGGAGUUAUGUACUACUUGGAACAUGAACCAGACACUAUGGCUCCAUUCUUGAGAGUCCUGAUCCGACGCCUCCUUGCUAGUAGAAUAAGCAAUCCAGUCCUUCCAUCUAAUCGGGUUCCUUCCUACACAUAUUUACAGACUCUUGAUGCCAUCAAGAAGCCAAAAUCACAGGAAAGCAGAGAGGAUGAAGCCUCACCUUCUCAGAAAUAUAAUCUUGAAUCCAUUCCAGGGCUGUAAUCUUCUCUGGUGACCCUUUCAUUUUCUUCAUCGGAACUACCCCGAUCAUUCUUUUACGAUUCAGUUCUCACAUUUGUUAUAAAGCAGAUGCUUUCUGCUCACUGUAUAAGAAUAAAAUGAUGGGGUUAGUGGCAUUCAAUGUAUCCGAGUUAUUACCGCUUGCAUGUAUUUAGUGUAGAUUAUGGUUUCAUCUAGACACAGGCAUUUUUGUCCUUCCGAGGAGGCUGUUCCCAUCAGUGGAGUUCUUGUCGGGAAAUUUUAAAUGAGGGCAAGGAGCAAUAUAAUUGCUGAUGUAAUAAUUCUGGAAAUGAAUUCUUGUUGUAAAUAAAACACUCUCCUUUGGCUUUCUCU